AUGGUCGAGAAGAGGAAGAGCCAGGCAGUUGCCAAUGCGCCCGUCAAAAAGAGGAAGAAGGCUCCCGCCAAAUCCUCCAAGACCUCAAAGCCGAAGCGCGUCGUCGAUGCCAACUCACUGCCAUGGAAGUCCGUUGAACUUCCCGAGAUGUUCAAUGAUGCCGAGGGCUUCUAUGGCCUCGAGGAGAUCACAGGCGUCGAAGUUGUGCGCAAUGGCAACGUAGUCAAGUUUGUUACCACUGACGAUUACCCUACCGCUAAUGAAGCCGAUGGCGACGACUUCGAAGGCUUCGACGAUGAACCUGUGACGUCCACCACGCAUGAGGAGCACGACGCCCCCUCCCCCUCGGAAUCCGAUGCGACAGCACCCACCAAGAGCGAUGACAAAACCGAAGCUGCGAAGGAGACGCAACAGACACAAAAAAAGGACAAGAAACAGAAGAAGAAUAAAGGCGGUGCAACUCAGCCAGAGAAGGAUAAAGAACUAGAGAGCAACGUAUUUGCGUCGGCUGGUGAUGCUGCCGCUGACGAUGCUGGGGAGGAUGUCGACAUGUCGGCUUGGGCGCCCCUUGACUUGUCUCCGCAGAUGAUCGCCUGCCUCGCAAAGCUCAAGUUCUCAAAACCCACGGACAUACAGGCGGCGGCGGUACGUAAAAUCACAACUGGGCACGACGUGAUCGGCAAGGCCUCGACUGGAUCCGGAAAGACGCUGGCGUUUGCGAUACCUAUCGUCGAGGCGUGGCUUUCCAGGCAGGAAGAGGGCAAGUCCGGGGAGAACAAGUCACCGAUAGGCUUGAUCAUGUCCCCAACUAGAGAACUUGCCCACCAGAUUACAAAUCACAUCAAAGCGCUGUGCGGAGGGCUCACGACACCACCCUAUAUCUGCUCGGUGACGGGUGGUCUGUCGGUGCACAAGCAACAACGGCAGCUCGAAAAGGCAGAUAUCGUGAUCGGAACUCCUGGUCGUUUGUGGGAAGUCCUGAGUUCAAGCAGCGCCUUGCUAGACUCGUUCAAGACAGUCAAUUUCCUGGUGGUGGACGAGGCUGAUCGUCUCCUCACGGACGGUCAUUUCAAGGAGGCAGAAGAAAUUCUGAAGGCCAUCGACAGAGUCGAGGUUGAUGAGGACGACGAGGAGCCGGAGCUCUUCCCAAGACAGACACUGGUGUUUUCUGCUACGUUUAACAAGAAUCUCCAGCAGAAGCUGGCAGGCAAGGGCAAAUCCAACCUGAUGGAUGCGCAAGAAUCCAUGGAGUACUUGUUGAAAAAGUUGAACUUCCGAGAAGAGAAGCCCAAGUUCGUCGAUGUCAACCCCGUGGCACAGAUGGCUCAAGGACUCAAGGAGGGUCUGGUGGAAUGUGGUGCGAUGGAAAAGGAUCUAUAUCUAUACUCUCUCAUUCUCCUCCAACCAACACAACGCAUUCUAGUCUUCAGCAACUCCAUCGGCUCUGUGCGCCGCCUGUUACCCAUGUUUCAAAAUCUUAACCUCCCAGUCCACGCCCUCCACUCGCAGAUGGCCCAAAAGGCCAGAUUACGCUCCGUCGAGCGCUUUACCAGCGCCAAACCAGGCACACACUCCAUCCUCCUCGCCACAGACGUUGCCGCCCGCGGCCUCGAUAUCCCGGGCAUCGACGUGGUGAUCCACUACCACGUGCCGCGCGCGGCAGACGCCUACGUGCACCGGUCUGGGCGAACGGCGCGCGCGGCGCAGUCGGGCUUGAGUGUGUUGCUAUGCGCGCCGGAGGAGGUGGUGUCGACGCGGCGGCUGAUCGCCAAGGUGCACGCGACGGCGCGGCCCGGGUCCGGGCUGAGCCGCAAGAGCGACUUCUUCAUCCGCACCAUCGACGUGGACCGGCGGCUGGUGAACCGGCUCAAGGAGCGGGUGACGCUGGCGAAGCGCAUCGCCGACGCGCAGCUCGCCAAGGAGAAGGGCAGCAAGGAGGACGACUGGAUGCGCAACGCCGCCGAGGAGCUCGGCGUCGAGUACGACUCGGAGGACCUCGAGCAGAUGGGCAAGUGGGGCGGGCGCGGCAGCGGCCGCAAGGCCAAGCAGGACGAGGCGAGAGCGCUGUCCAAGGCUGACCUCGGCGCCCUGAGGGCCCAGCUGCGCGAGCUGCUGUCGAAGCGGGUCAAUGCUGGUGUUAGUGAGAAGUAUAUCGCGGGCGGCGGCGUGGAUAUGGAUGAGCUGUUGAAGGAAGGCGUGAAGGGAAACUUCCUUGGGAAGGUUGACGGGCUGGAAUUGGAUGAUUGA
Messenger RNA from Diaporthe amygdali, 2247 nucleotides. Its product is annotated as ATP-dependent RNA helicase MAK5. Gene Ontology annotation, cellular component: nucleolus. Lineage: Eukaryota; Fungi; Ascomycota; Sordariomycetes; Diaporthales; Diaporthaceae. The transcript has 3 exons. Bases 1 to 2247 code for a protein of 748 amino acids. The record is from RefSeq and is a predicted model, not a curated record. Gene Ontology annotation, molecular function: RNA helicase activity; nucleic acid binding; ATP binding.